AAUCUUUUUUGCAGCGGCCUACUCCUAACCGUAGAGAGAUCCAUUGUUGCUGCGGCCAGUAGUGCGCCACCCAUUCCUUUCAACUGAAACACCUCUUCUCCUUCAUCUCUUUCUAUUAACAGGAUCAUAGUAAAACCCCUCCUGGCAGUGAGCUGCUUACUAAAAUGGCUGUUAGCUGCUCUGUCCCAACGCUUCAAUUUCCAGCUCAAUCAUUUCACCCCAAGUCGGUUUCUUCCAUCACAUUCAAGUCCUUUGCUUUCUCAUCUUCUAGAUUAGCCGUGAAUUCGGGGAGGAUUUGUAUAGUCAGGUGUUGUUCUUCGAAUAAAAGGAAGCCUGAGGAUUUUUCCACCGACGCGAGGACGGUCGAAAAAGUUCAAGAAAAGCAGAAAGCUGAAUUGUAUGCUCGUAUUGCUUCAGGCGAGUUUACUGUUGAGAAAUCUGGGUUACCAUUAAUGCUUACCAGCGGGCUGGCAAGAUUGGGCGUCCCUAAUACAUUUCUUGAUUUUUUGCUUAAACGAUUUGGUGUCCAUGAAGGAUAUCCUCAGAUUCCAGAGGCAAACGGCUCUAUUAGGGCCAUUACGAGUGAACCUUUUUUCAUACCACUUUAUGAGCUUUACAUCACAUACGGUGGAAUCUUCAGAUUGACCUUUGGUCCCAAGUCUUUCUUAAUUGUGUCAGAUCCAUCUAUUGCCAAACACAUAUUGAAAGACAACUCAAAGGCCUAUUCCAAGGGCAUCCUAGCUGAAAUUUUGGAUUUUGUUAUGGGGAAGGGACUCAUACCAGCAGAUGGAGAGAUAUGGCGUGUCAGACGCCGUGCUAUUGUUCCAGCAUUGCAUCAGAAGUAUGUAGCGAAAAUGAUUGGCUUGUUUGGACAAGCAACGGAUAGAUUGUGUAAGAAGCUCGAUGCCUCUGCAUCAGAAAGAGAAGAUGUGGAGAUGGAGUCCCUUUUCUCGCGCUUAACGCUGGAUAUAAUCGGAAAAGCUCUAUUCAAUUAUGACUUUGAUUCGUUAACAGUUGAUACGGGUAUAGUAGAGGCUGUAUAUAUUGUGUUGCGCGAAGCAGAGGAUCGAAGUGUUGCUCCAAUUCCACUUUGGGAGAUCCCCAUCUGGAAAGACAUUUCACCUAAGCUGAAGAAGGUCAACAAAGCACUAAAGCUGAUCAAUAACACCCUGGAUGAUCUGAUUGCAACAUGUAAGAGAAUGGUAGAUGAUGAAGAGUUACAGUUUCACGAGGAAUACAUAAAUGAACAAGAUCCUAGUAUCCUCCGUUUUUUGCUGGCAUCGGGUGAUGAUGUCUCAAGCAAGCAACUUCGUGAUGAUUUGAUGACAAUGCUAAUAGCUGGACAUGAAACAUCUGCCGCCGUGCUGACUUGGACAUUUUAUCUUCUUUCCAAGGAACCUACUGUCAUGGCCAAACUUCAAGAUGAGGUUGAUUUAGUUCUAGGUGACCGGUAUCCAACCAUUGAAGAUGUGAAAAAACUCAAAUAUACCACUCGAAUUAUUAAUGAGUCUCUACGGCUAUAUCCACAACCGCCCGUCUUAAUUCGUCGUUCUCUUGAAGAUGAUGUACUUGGGAAGUAUCCAAUUAAAAGGGGUGAAGACAUAUUUAUUUCCGUGUGGAACUUACACCGGUCCCCCAGCCAUUGGGAAGAUGCAGAUAAGUUCAAUCCUGAAAGAUGGCCUGUAGAUGGACCUAAUCCAAAUGAAACAAACCAAAAUUUCAGUUAUUUGCCAUUUGGUGGAGGCCCAAGAAAGUGUAUUGGUGACAUGCUUGCCACAUUUGAGACAGUAGUUGCACUUGCGAUGCUUGUUCGUAGAUUUGACUUUCAGCUCUCUAUUGGAGCUCCCCCAGUUGAGAUGACAACAGGGGCAACAAUUCACACCACACAAGGUUUAAGGAUGAGCGUUACACGAAGGACCAGACCAUCUCCAGCAGUAGUAGUUCCAGUAGGGAAGAUGCCACUAGUGGAAGUAGCUUCCUCACUACUGUCUCAGACAUAACAGAUAAAAAAGGCGAGGAAUUCUCUGGUCUGGUAUCUUACUGAAUCUGUACUUCACCGUGUGAUGACAUUUGAUAUAUGCAGCUUCAGAUCAACUCUUCUACUUGGUACAUAUCUAUUGUGGUUUUUAUCUCUGUGAAGUUUUAUACUAUUGUAGCAAAGUUAUUGGAACAAACUCCUCAAAAAUCUUGAAAAAGAAACAAAAAAUUCAGGGAACUAAUUAUACCAGUUUAGUUUAGGGAUGACCUGUAACUCUGUAAGUAAUGUAUGGUUUAAAGAUGUUUAUGAUGAGACAAGAUUUCCCCAUUUUACUGUUUAUUGAUGCUAAUUUCCCCAUUUUACUGUUUAUUGAUGCUAAUUUCUC
Cuscuta europaea is the source of this 2363-nucleotide messenger RNA. The record is from the annotation of a GenBank genome assembly. Lineage: Eukaryota; Viridiplantae; Streptophyta; Magnoliopsida; Solanales; Convolvulaceae.